AACUCACGACUGAAUUAUGAAUUAUCAUGACUCAAUUUUUAAAUACUAGAGACAUGAUACCAAAAAAGAAAAAGUGUCAAUGGCAUGAAGAACACACAUCAGUUCAACACUCAUUGAGUCUUUAAGCAACACUAUAAAAAGACAUAUAAACAUAUAAUAUGCACACACCAAAGCAAGCAAGCAAGCAAGCAUAUAAUAUUGCUCAAGAGAAGCUCACUCCGAUUUGUAUCCACCAACCAACAGGAAAAACAAUAUUAUGGCACAUGCUAAUUCUUCUUCUGCCGCUGCUUUAUCUGAAACCGAAAAUGAGAUGGUGAAACUGAAACACAUAAUCGACAUUGAAGUCUUAGAAGAAUUAAGCUUAGCAGAAUGUAGCAUCUACAAAGUUCCUCCAAAUCUUCGAAAAGUGAAACAAGAAGCUUACACUCCUCAAUUAAUCUCAAUUGGUCCAAUUCACCAUGGCAAACAAGAACUUCAAUCAAUGCAACAACACAAAAAAAGGUACUUCCAUUUCUUUUUCGAGCGUCUAACGCAAUUCAAUCAACAAUCAACGAUCAAGAAUUACAAAACUUAUCUCGAAAACAAAGAACAAAAAAUAAGAAACUCUUAUGCGGAGAAAUUUCCAAACAUCAGUAAAGAGAAAUUUGUGGAAACAAUUUUGUUGGAUGCUGUUUUCAUCAUGGAACUUUUGUUAAGAAACAGUUCAUGGAAAUCAGAUAAAUCGAAACAUGAACAUGAAUAUGUUGAAUCCAAGUCGUUUCGAUGGAAACAUAGUGAUGAUUACAUUCUCACACAAGCUUGGUUGAGUAAAAGUAUCACAAGGGAUUUGAUUUUGUUGGAAAAUCAAAUACCUUUUUUCGUGUUGACGAAUCUUUAUGAUACUGUUGUCCCUGAAGAAGAUAAAAAACUUGAACAUGAAAGAUUUCUUGAUCUUGCACUUGAGUAUUUUGCAUUCUAUGAUACUCAAAAAUCGUCUUCGCGUGAAACUAAGCUUGUUUUGGAUAAGAAUCAAACCAAGCAAUACUAUUUUGUGAGUGGUAUACUUGGUGAUGUUAGUAGUGGUCAUUCAGUUUCGAAGAAAAAAAAUUCCGAAAAAUCUAUCGGCAAUAACCAUAGGAAUCAAGAUCCUAAGCAUUUCACUGAUUUGAUUAGGUUUUUUUACCUUCCAUCUGAUUUAGGAAAAAGUGGUUGUGCUCAUAAUUUACCAAGAACGGUAACAAAGUUAAUGGACUCCGGUGUGAGUUUCGAGAAAGUUGUCGAGAGAAGAUUACUCGAUAUAUCAUUCGAGAAAAAACCAUUUUUAAGUUAUUUUCUCUGCUUAGGUUGUUUACCUUCAUUUUCAUGUUUGAACCAUUUCAAAGCGCGUCUCAGAAUUCCGCAGUUGAAAGUUGACCACACAACAGAAUGUGUUUUACGGAACCUAAUUGCGCUCGAACAAUGUCAAUAUCAAGAACAACCUUAUAUAUGCAAUUAUGUCUCACUUGUUGAUUCUCUUAUACAUACACAAGUGGAUGUUGAUUUUUUGGUUGAGAAAGAAGUGAUUGUGCAUGAAAUGGGAAGUGAUAAAGAAGUGGCAAUGCUUGUUAAUGGUCUUUGUAAACAUGUUGUGGUGAAUUCAACAUGUUACUAUGAGAUUAUUAAUGAGCUUAAUAAACAUUAUCAAAAUAUUUGGAACCGUACUAUGGCUGCAUUGUGGUUGGUUUAUUUUAGAGAUGCUUGGAGAGCAAGUUCUACUUUGGUUGGGCUUGCAUUUCUUGUUUACACUGCAUUCAACUUUGUUCGUCUUGCAAAAAUUAUCUUCUAGUAGAAAGUUGAAAAUGUGUAAUUCAUAGUUUGGAUUAUAUCAUAACUAGAUUUGUGUUUGUUAUGUGUAGCAUGUUUAAUGCAUCUAUAUGGAUCAAUGAAUAAACAGUACGUAUCAAUGUGUCAUCAUGUAAUGUAAUGUAAGUUUUAAAUUUUGUAAUAUUUUUGGCACUACAUAAUGCAUUCACAUGUUUUGUAA
Molecule: messenger RNA, 2002 nt
Organism: Trifolium pratense (red clover)
Lineage: Eukaryota; Viridiplantae; Streptophyta; Magnoliopsida; Fabales; Fabaceae
Product: UPF0481 protein At3g47200-like
Exons: 2
Coding region: 257-1804 (515 amino acids)
Source: RefSeq, a predicted model, not a curated record